Onthophagus taurus is the source of this 329-nucleotide messenger RNA. The record is from RefSeq and is a predicted model, not a curated record. NCBI's taxonomy places the organism in Eukaryota, Metazoa, Arthropoda, Insecta, Coleoptera, Scarabaeidae.
UGCCUAUCAUCCCCGAAUUCUUAUACGACAUCAACCACCCAGAUGCACCUUUAACUGCCGGGCAAAGAUUACACGAAUUAAAAUCAACCAUUACCACAACUUCCUCACCAUGUCCAGUUAACAAUAAUAAAGUUCCUGACGAAAAUUUUAACGACACAUUAGCAACUAUUGAACCAACAGUUAACGCUUCCGUACAGCUGGAAAGAGACAGACAAUUACGUCACCAAGAUUUGGUGGAGGAGACGGUGGACGUAGGAAUGAUGUUGGCCUCGAAGGCAUUUGUGCAGUUGAUAGCAAACCCGUUUGUGGGCCCAUUAACGCACAAGUAA